This is a messenger RNA of Frieseomelitta varia, 758 nucleotides long. It is a transcript of the gene Srp19, whose product is annotated as signal recognition particle 19 kDa protein. Lineage: Eukaryota; Metazoa; Arthropoda; Insecta; Hymenoptera; Apidae. Gene Ontology annotation, biological process: SRP-dependent cotranslational protein targeting to membrane; SRP-dependent cotranslational protein targeting to membrane, signal sequence recognition. Gene Ontology annotation, molecular function: 7S RNA binding. Bases 189 to 629 code for a protein of 146 amino acids. The transcript has 2 exons. Gene Ontology annotation, cellular component: signal recognition particle, endoplasmic reticulum targeting. The record is from RefSeq and is a predicted model, not a curated record.
CGUGUCACACUCUACCAUAUCGAUUUAGGAAGGGGUUAGGUAUAGUUCUCCAAUUCACCGUUGAUUAAACGUAUAGUGCGUUAAAAAAUUAGUGAUUUGAUAUUCAAACUCAGACAAUGAGAUAAAUCCCAUUUAAUGUCUAGUCUAUUCUAUCUUCAGUCAAUAGUAGAACUAUCACAACGUCAAGCAUGGCGCUCGCAUGGAAUCCAUCGAAAAAACACAGCGAUCGUGAAAGGUGGAUUUGUAUCUAUCCAGUAUACCUAAAUAGUAAGAGAACUCUAGCAGAAGGUCGAAAACUCCCAAAAGAUAAAUGUGUAGAAAAUCCAACACACCAAGAAAUUCGCGAUGUUUUGGUAGCAGCUGGUUUCAAUGUUGGAGUAGAAAACAAACUACAUCCACGAGAACGUAGCAAAGAAUUAUUGUAUCGCGGACGUAUUCGCGUACAGCUUAAAAAUGACGAUGGCACUCCUGUGAAAUCUGAAUUUCCUACCAGAGAUUUAGUUUUGGCCUAUAUAGGCACAACCAUUCCAAAAUUAAAAACUCGACAAGGAAAGCAAUCGAGUGGUGAACAGUCUUCUCAACCAUCAAGUUCAUCGACAAAGAAAGGAAAAGGAAAGGGAAGAAGGUGAUAAAACGAAAUAAUAAUAUUAGAAUUUAAAAAUGUUUUCCACUUAUGUAUAUUUUUUAUGUCAAAAUAAGAAUUAUUCUCUUGUAAAAAAAAGAUUGUACUACAAUUUGUAUAAACUUUUUGAAGAUCA